AUGGAAGACUAUUCAUUAUCAGCUUUGGGAUUAAAUGGAAAGAAUAGCAAUUCUACUUGCAGUGUGACUCAUUUCAGGCCAACUGGUAGUGAAUUUGGAUAUAAGGAAAUUAAGCGAGGUAAUUUUACGUGCUUCGAGAGACAAAUGAUUAUGAAACGGAUGAAGUUGUACAAUUUAGUAGGUAUUUUAGCUAUUAAUUGCUUAAGUAACAGUGUUUUCUACCAAGCACUUAGAGAAAUGAAAGAGGCUUCAUGUGUUUACUUAAUUGACAUCUUCACACAGGCUUUAAACAUCAGAGAUGAAAAUUAUACUGUGCAUAAAUUUCUUUCUUUAAUAAUAUUUUUGUAA
Echinococcus granulosus is the source of this 348-nucleotide messenger RNA. RefSeq lists its product as hypothetical. The record is from RefSeq and is a predicted model, not a curated record. The coding region runs from base 1 to 348 and encodes 115 amino acids. The transcript is spliced from 4 exons. Lineage: Eukaryota; Metazoa; Platyhelminthes; Cestoda; Cyclophyllidea; Taeniidae.